Archocentrus centrarchus (flier cichlid) is the source of this 5131-nucleotide messenger RNA. It is a transcript of the gene arhgef3, whose product is annotated as Rho guanine nucleotide exchange factor (GEF) 3. Gene Ontology annotation, molecular function: guanyl-nucleotide exchange factor activity. The transcript has 10 exons. Bases 614 to 2593 code for a protein of 659 amino acids. Gene Ontology annotation, biological process: positive regulation of Rho protein signal transduction; intracellular signal transduction. The record is from RefSeq and is a predicted model, not a curated record. NCBI's taxonomy places the organism in Eukaryota, Metazoa, Chordata, Actinopteri, Cichliformes, Cichlidae.
CAGAGGAUUGUGAGAUUCGCUGCAUGGUCUCAACUCCAGACUAAACUUUUCCUGGAUGAUUUUCCGGGAACAGAACUGAAUCCGGCCUCUUUCUGGACUCUUUUGUUCGAGGUCCGAUGGCUCCGCUCUCAAACCGAAGCCCUGCCGGAGCAGCGAGUUUAGAAGCUCUGCUGAAAGUCGGGCUCUCUUUCUGAACACCGAUCGAGUGCUUUCAUAGACCAGCCUGUUUACAGCUGGUACUGUUUCCAGGGCUUGUAAGGGGACUAUCCUCCUACCAGCAUCUUUCUGUACCUGUCCCACAACUCCACUGGUCCCACUUUGUUCUGGUUUCGCUGCUUGGAUGAGGCACCGCUUCAGCACUUGAUGCAAACAUGGACUCCUUCUGCUGGUUCAGCAUUAUUUCUGAGCACUUUUGUGCUGCUGAAUUGUUCUCUGCAGCUGUACUAAAAUAAUAACAGUACCAAACUGUCUCUAGAGUCUGAGUCACUCUGGAUCUUCUGCUGUUCUCCUGGACCUCAGACUCCCAGGCUCUCUGCCAGUCUAAAAUAUUUAUGGACGCUCUCUCAGGACUGGGAAAAGUCCAGAUCGUGUGCUGGACUUUGGGGUGAGCAGUAUGGUGGCGGGGCAGGGACCCCUCGGCCUGCUGGCACAGCGGUUUAACUCUGGAUGCUCUGUGGAGAACACCAACAUGGGGAAAGAGGUGGAGGAGCCCAGCACCAAGCGCAGUAAGCCCUUAUCCCGGGUGGCGUCUCUGGCCAGCCUGCUGCCGCCUGUCAAGACCACGCCGCUGAAGAGGAUUGGUCAGACACUGCAGCGCACCAUCACUUUCCGUAAUGAGAGCCGGGCGGAGAGAACUGCUCCUCGUCAUCCUCCUUCCUCCUCCUCAGUGAUGAAGGCACGUGUUACAGCGACACUCUCCAGCCCUUCGUCCUCCGUGACCACCCCGAGGGUUUCCACGGCGGCUGCUCCGGCCUCCAAGCGUCGGGACAGCAAACUGUGGAGUGAGACGUUCGACGUCCGACUGGGAGCGGCGCAGCCCCUGAGCCCCAAGGAGAUAAAACGACAAGAGGCUAUAUUUGAGCUGGCUCAGGGCGAGCAGGACUUGGUGGAGGACCUGAAGUUGGCCAAGAAGGCCUACCAUGACCCGAUGCUGACCCUGUCCAUCAUGACUGAGCAGGAGCUCAACCAGAUCUUUGGUACCCUGGAAUCACUGAUCCCUCUGCAUGAAGACUUGCUGAGUCGCCUCCGCGAUGCCAGAAAACCCGAUGGGUCCACAGAACAUGUAGGACACAUCUUAACUGACUGGCUUCCCUGCCUCUCCGCCUACACGCCGUACUGCAGUAACCAGGUCAAAGCCAAGGCCUUGUUGGACCAGAAGAAGCAGGACCGGCGAGUCCAGGACUUCUUGCAGCGCUGUCUCCAGUCACCUUUCAGCAGGAAGUUGGACCUGUGGAACUUCCUGGACAUCCCGCGCAGCCGGCUGGUGAAAUACCCACUGCUGCUCAGGGAGAUCCUGAAGCACACGGCCAACGACCACCCGGAUCGGCAGCACCUGGACGAAGCGAUGCUGAUGGUCCAGAGCGUGGUGGCGGACAUCAACAGGCGAACGGGAGAGUCGGAGUGUCAGUACUACAAGGAUCGCCUGCUGUACACGGAGGACGGACAACGGGACGAACUCAUCGACCGCUCCAGAACCCUGAGCUGCCACGGAGAGCUGAAGAACAACAGAGGACUCAAACUUCACGUGUUCCUUUUCCAGGACGUCCUGGUCAUCACCAGAUCCAUGUCGCUGAGCGAGCAGCCGGUCAGCUAUCAGCUCUGCCGCCAGCCCAUCCCCAUCCGUCAGCUCGACCUGGAGGACCUAGCAGAUGGAGAGAUAAGAGUGGGCGGGUCCAUCAGAGGGGCCUUCAGCAACAAUGAGCGGACAAAGAACUUCUUCCGGGUUUCGUACCGCACUGGAGGGCAGCUGCAGAGCCACUGCUUCCAGGCCAGCGACGCCUUCAACAAACAGCAGUGGAUCAACUGCAUCAGACAAGCCAAAGAAGCUGCAGCGCUGACUGUGGACCAGCCGUCAGAGAUGGGACAGUGUCCAGAGACAGGGCUCAGUGGACAGAUAGGGCUGAGUCCGUGCAAUGAUUCAGGGAAUGAAAAGGGGCUGUCGGGGCAGAUAGAGAAAGGGCAGGGAUUGGAGGGAGAGGUGAGUCUGCAUGGAAAGGAAGAGCUUGGACUGAUUGAUGGGGGCGGCUUGAGUUUAACUCGAGAGAUGAUGACGAAGGCAGAUUUGGGUUUCCACGGUGAAUCAGGGCUGGUGACCGGUGAGACGGAGACAGGUGUGGAGGUAGGGAGAGAGCAAGGUAUCAAUGAGAUGGGAGCAGAAUCAGGAGCCACUGCAGACUUUAAGGUGGAUGAAGAAGGACAGACACUCACCGAAGGUGAUGAUGCAGUUCGCAUUUCCCUCUUCUCAUCUCCUGGUCCCAAAGGAGAGAAGGAUGAGGUGAUGGAGGAGGAGGAGGAGGGCAAUGCUGAGGAGGAGGGCAUGGACACUGGCGAGAUGGACUUGCUGCAGAGCGAGGAGCUCAUCCACAGGUGCUGAUAGGACGACACCUUACCUGACUGGAACUGCACUCAAUCAAACAUGGGAUUCAGCGAUGAUGUAACUGACAAACAAACCCAAAGAAACAUGUACAAUCAAACUCAAGUCACAUGACCAAAGGUGCUCACUGCUCUUAGGCUGCUGCUCAGAAACAAGGCUAAAGGGGCAAAAACCUGUUAUCGGUGUAAUUAUGAGUGGGAAAAACUGUCGUCCUCCUCAGAGUGUCCUCGGUAAUAUUACUGUAAUGUGUUAAAUAAUAGAACAACAACCACUGAAAUCUCCUUUUCUAAUCAUACAUGAUAAAAUAUACAUUUACAUGUUUCAAAAGUUCCCAUUUCUCAGUUUCUACAUCCUUGUUUCCUCUCCUUGUGUCCUCUCUUGUCAUCAACCCCUCCCAUCAGAGACAUCCUUCAGUGCAGUGUACUGCCAUUCAUUUCCUCACUGUGUGCAUUAUGAAGGACUCAAAAUAAAAGAUGUGUGAGUUCCCUGAAAGGUGAAGUCCAGGAGAGAAGAUGUGGAGCAGUAACAUGAAUGUGCUCCAUGUGAAAUAAAGGAGGCUGCUGUUUCUGAUGAGGACAGAGGAAAAGGUGACAGCAAACAGUAUGUCAAGGAAAUGAGUCAGAAAGCACACCUCUUCCACACAGGAGGAAACUGGCACUGCCUUGCAGUGAGAACAGUGUCAGACGGGCAGUGGGACCCUCCUCUCCCUCAUGUUAAAUAGUCCCUGGUUGAAGUGCUGCACCCAUUCUGGUCAGCCUGUAGACACCAAAAUAAAAGCCCUGGUGAGUUUAGAGUUUUGAUUGUGUUGGAAGAUUUGAGGAAAUGAAAGGCCUUCAGAGAAAUAGCCCUACAGUUGGUAAAUGAUGGGAGCACAGCUUGGCCAUGUGACAGGAACUCCCAGGCUGCAGUUAGUCAUGAUGUCAUGCUUGUGACAUCCUCUCGUGUAUUAUUAGUCAAAGUUAGUCUACACACCAAUUCUGUUGUAGAGAUUGAGUAGAGCCACAGACUGUAUAUAAAAGAUGGACUUUCAUUAAACCUGCAUUCUUUCUCAUUUUCAACAGGGGGCGACUCCUCUGGUUGUAAAAACGAUUUUAAUCCCCAAACUGAAGGCUUCCUGGAUGGCGUGUACCACACAGGAAGCUCUCAUAUUUCUUAGAUAAUUCUAUUUAAAAUGCUCCAACAGUGAAGGUGUGCAGGAACACCUGUCAAUCAAAAGCCCUGCUGAACUGUUAUGAAGGGAGAAACUAUUCACAUUGUUAAUAUGCUUUUUUUAAUGCUGUAAAGUGGAGCAUUUUUACAUGGAAAUCUACGGGGGACUGAUUUCCUAGCCUCAAGUGGCCAUCAGAGGAACUGCAGGGUUUUUUUUAGUUCUGUCACCUGGUCAGUCGUCUCCUGUUUUAGUUUUCUGGUCAGGUGUAGGAUUACUUCCUCCUCAGUUAGUCAUUUAAAUCGCUGUGUUUCAUAAACUGUUUAAAUGGUGUCUGAAAACACUGGAAACACACGGCUGUAAUUCUCUUUUGAUGGGUUAGCAGAUUCUAUUUAUCAUAUAUCCCAACAGCUCUGCUGUAGCUUCACCACAAAGCUGCUGCAAACUGAAAUGCUCUGCAUUCAAAGUUGUGUUGAAGGAGGAGCCUGUUGUGUAUGUACUGUAUGUAUAUAAAUAUGUAUAUGAAGUAUAUGUGUGAGAAGGAAAAAAGCCAAGCAUUACUGUUUAUUAUAUAUGUGCUACAUGCUACACAUGAAAUAUGAUUGCAAUGUUAAGAAUCAGUUCUGAAGAUGCUAAUAAUGACAUCUACACUACUGUGCAAAAGUCUCGAGCCACCCUUCAUUUCUUUAUAUUUUACUAGGGAAAUGGGGGGUAGGUGCAGUGAUUUACAUGCAUGGACAUGCAGUACCUCAGGCAGGAACAGAGUACACAGUAUUUGGUGUGAACACCUUUAUCCUUCAGCACAGCCUGAACUCUGAGGCAGCUUUUGCUUUAAGCAGUCCUCAGGAAUCGUUCUCCAGUCAAAGUUCUUCUUUGGGUGUUUUUGUUCUGGUCAUUUUAUUUUUUGUAGAUUAAGUAAAAGAAAUGGGAACAAAUGCUAUAUUUUUGCACCAGCUGCUAGUAACAAAGUAUUUAAAGAGACUAUUUAAAAUUGGUUCUUUGCAAAUAGACACAACACUGGUUCAUCCUUUGAGUUAUGAGCCUUUUUUAUGCUUGAAUCAUGGGUCAGUGUUGAGUGACUUAACAAACAAAUAAAAAACUUUAAUCAGAAAAUGGUCAGGUACAAGGACUGGACUGAAAAUGAUUGAAAUAGCAGCCGGUGUUCAAAGGAAACAUUCGAAAGCCCUUCAGAAAGCCUGGAGACCUGCUGCUCAAAUGCAGUUUGAGAAAAAUACAUCUGGCUCAAAACUUUUGCACAGUCCUCAUAUAAGGAGAUUUGAACGUCUCAGCCUGGAGAACACUCACUCUGUUUUAUAACAAUGAAAAAGGUGGUGUUUCAGCUGAAGUGUUAUUGUGAGGACCAAAGCAUCAAUAAAUUGUUUUAAUACAAA